ACUACCGCCCUCUGUCGACGGGUUUGCUUAAUCCGGAUUUUAUUGGACGGAUCGCGGUGUACGGUUCGGUCCUUUUUGUUUCAGACCAGUGAAAAGUGAUUUGAUCCAAAUCUGCCAAGACAUCAACAAUGGAGGAAAAUCAGCCUUUGGCAAGGGCAACGUAUCGCCCUCUCAGCAAUCGAAAGAAGAAAUUGAAUCAUUCCAUCAGCUGGCGGGAGCGGUUAUCCAAAAGCAAGGAGACAUUCAAGGGUGACUUGGAACACCUGUUUCGGGACAAGUUUACUGGUAACCAUGCCGUCAAAAUGGCUCGCAAGCGAGAACGCAUCAUCUGUGAGAUAUUUGCUACGGAGAGAAAGUAUCAAAGCCACCUAGCCAUCAUUGUACAGCAUUUCCUGACUCCGUUGGAGUCAUUAGGACUCAUCCCAGCAGAUGAUCAUCGCAUCAUCUUUGAGAACAUCACAGCAAUUCAAGCAGUCAAUCGGGAGCUCCUAGCACACAUGGAAGAACAAGGCAUAGCCCAGGCAUUCAUUCAGCUGGCUCCAUUCAUGAAGGUGUAUUGUGCAUACGCCAAUAACUUUGAAAAAGCUUCACAGAAACUCCAGGAUUGGGAGCAUAAGCGUGCUGCAUUUGUGCAGUUUCUGAGAGAACAAGAAGCCAAACCUGAAUGUGCCAACCUGACUCUACACGCUCUGCUCAUAACACCCAUACAGAGAAUACCAAGAUACAAACUACUGCUGGAGGAGUUGCUGAGUAGUACUGAUGAGAAUCAUGAAGAAUAUGAGCAAUUACAAGAGGCUGCAGCCCGAAUGACUGAAGUGACAUAUGGAAUCAAUGAAUACAUCCGUGAACACGAGAACUUUCAGAAGAUGCUGUUGAUUCAGACAAGUUUGACUGGAGGAGCGCCGAGAAUCAUUGCACCAGGCCGAAAAUUCAUCCGAGAAGGAACACUCAUGAAGGUCAGCAAGAAAGGCUCCAGCGCUCAUGAACGCAUGUUUUUCCUGUUCAAUGACAUGCUGAUAUAUGCCAAGCCCAACCUACUGGAUCCGUUAGUAUCUACACGUAGCUAUUGCUGUCGUGGUGUCAUUCCCUUGGAGCGAUGUGAGGUACAGUGUGUACUAGGAGAACUCAAGACAUCAGGUACUGGAGCUCUCUUCAAGGUUGUGCACGGCGACCAAAGUUUGUUGCUGUACUCCACCAAUCACAACAUAGCGUUAUCCUGGAUAGAUGCGCUACAAGGAGCCAUACAACAACUCCAACAGCGACAGCAAUCAAGCAGAUAUACUCAGCAUUCAGUGUCUGGUACCAAGACUCGUGGUCCUACCCGUAAUGUACCACUGGGCAAGAGGGUCAGGCACAUUGGACUGAGGACCAGCGACAGACUCAAGAACAUGAGGAACUACCCUGAACCUGAGGACGGUAACCAUAGUAAAGACAGCCUGCAUCCAUUGAGGGUGCAGCUACAUGCUAAGAAGCUACAUGGACCUGGUAAUACACCCCUCAGGAAAGGGCGCCCUCGCAGGCUACAACGAGGACCACUACAAGUCAGAAAUAACAAACAGGAGGAGAGUCAGGAUACCAGUCUUUCCAUGGUAGACGUGACUGGCUACCCAGAGAACACUGAGGACCCACAUGGCUGCAUACAAUCUCCUUAUACCACAUUACUGGACCAGGAGACUGCCCAGCAAGCAUUCUGCACCAUCCUGUAAACACAUCACUCACGUAUGGCCUACAGUGGCCAAGUACAGUAUCCUGUAUUUUUAUGAUGAUACAUUUUGUAAUGGAAUCAGGUACAUAUGUGACCAGCAACCGAUUGCAUGAAACAGUGCGUAACUUACUCUAUGCAUAGGACUUGUGCAACAAAUGUAUCGCGCAGCUGAUAAGCUUACAAUCGCUUUCACAAAACGGGGCAUAGGUGCGCCACGUUUAAAAUAAUCUAAAUAUGUUGGACGAGGAAAACAGUCGUUGAAUCACCUCCACCUGCCAUUUUUUAAAACAGUUUUGUCCGACUUUUUUUCGGAAUCACGUGGCAACUCUGAAAACUCUUGUCACAAAUAAAAUAGCAAUUCAUUUACUUCCAACACAAAGCUGUGAGCGCCUAAUUGUAUCAAACUUGGUAAGUUGUGCAAUACCAGGCUUCCCGAUAAUCACAAUUUACUGGUACAAUAGGUCAUUUUUGGUCGUUACGCCACAACUUAGGCCACCUAAAAUGAUUACGCAAGUACACCAUAAUUUGUUGCACAAGUCACCGACUUAUGCACUUUCAAACUUUCGUGAAAUGUCAUAACUAAAAUGUUGCGCAGCGCGAAAUGUUGCGCAACUUGCACAAUAAAUUGUGGCGCAAUAAAGUUUCGUGAAAUCAGCUGCAGAUCCCACAAAAUGACUGUGCCGUACAUGUUUGUUUUUUUUUUUGUUAGUUUUUCAUGUGCAGCGGACGGAGCAUACUGUGCUCUUUAUUUUUAUAUACAUGCAUCACUCAGAAUCUUAAUAAUAUAUGCAGAUAUUUUGGAAAUGUUGACUGCUUGCUUUUGUGCAGGAUUUGUAAUAAAAAGGGAUUAGAUGUUUAUCAUUGUCUAUUAUAGGUAGAAUUGAAGUGGUGAUAGACUUCAUCCUUUGUUUUAAAUUCUUUUUUUAAGUACGCAAGAGAGCUGUUAAGUAUUGUGUUUAUUCUGCAAGAUGAUUAAAUCUAAAACAAGUGAAAUGUAAAUUAUGCAUAGUCAAGCCUGUUUCAGUCAGUUCCCUCAUAUUACACAGAAACGAUUGCAUCUGAUGCUUCAUGUACAAGUCGCUUUUAUAUCUUUUAUGUCUGUAUAUAUACUGUGAUAUUUUUUCCCAAGUAUUCCUUUUUCGAGUCUUUCUUUACCUAGUGUUUUUGAAAUUUCGUGGGGCUUAAGAGGAUUUUAAUGAUAAAUUUGGCUUUAUAAUCGGUACUGUAAUUGUAAUGUACUCCAUUUAGUGUGACAGUUUGGCGAUACAGACCUUGAGAAAAUGUACUUCAACAUACAUGUAUUACACUGUAUACUCUCAUCUGCAUCUGUCAUCUGCAUCUGUCAUUAUUAGCUUUGCCAUUGUAAAUGUAAAUAGGCUGAAAUAUUAAAUGAGUACGUCAAAAGACUAGUUAAGGGUAAAACGAUGAAGAGUUUUGUAAAUUAAUGCAAUGUCAAAGUACACUUUGAUGUCAUCAGGAGUUACCCUUCAUUUAAUGACAACCUGAAUUAUAAACUUAUGGGAAGAUAAAAUUUUGCAAUAGACUUUGUGCGCAGUUACCCCCUCAAGAGUCGAAGGGUCAUUAGUAUUGCUGAUGGCGCCUGACACUCACGCGAAGAUGCCACUAUUUGUCCACAUUCAGAAUAAAUAAGUCAUGGGUGAAUCAAAUAGAAUGUUGUGUGUUCUGGGGGCAGUUUUAACCAGUUCACGCCAGGAUUAUUUUGACAAGAACCGAACGAGGUGCGGGAUUACAUGUACUUUUUGCUGGACCUCAAGCCAGGUGGGUUGAAGCCAUCACCCUCGGUCAGCACAGUUGUAUUUCCGGCCUCACUCGCUGCAAGCCGGUCGCCGACAGAUGUUUCUGGCCUCGCUAGUUGCGUGUUUAUCCGUCAUCCGUUCCGACUACUGCAAAACUUUUGUGUGUGAAAAUACGGCCUCCAGCGCGAACUGGUUAAUAAGCUUGGCUUGUCUUGUUCGCCUUUGUUUGCAGAUCAAGCUGUUUGUAUGAAGGGUUUGUUUGACAGAUUUGUGACAAAUUCAGGUUCCUAAUUUUGUGAUUUUUUUUUUUGUGAUUUUUUUUUUUCUUGUCAAGAAAAUAAUUUGUAUAGUGGGGCCAUGGUGUAAUUUGUCAAGUUCCAUCACACUUUAAAGGGCCCACGCAAUGUACUUUUGUAAAUGUAAUUCUUGAAAAUGCUUUGUGUCCCAUUUUACCAUAAUGUUCAACUUUCGUUUUUAUGCCAAUACUAAUUUCCAUAUUCAUGACAACUGUGUGAUGAUCAGGCAGAAACCCUCAAUGUUACAGCUACUUAAGCACUAAAGUUGUCAGAAUUUUGGAUA
This is a messenger RNA of Patiria miniata (bat star), 4041 nucleotides long. RefSeq names its product rho guanine nucleotide exchange factor 39-like. The coding region runs from base 129 to 1706 and encodes 525 amino acids. The record is from RefSeq and is a predicted model, not a curated record. The transcript has 11 exons. Gene Ontology annotation, biological process: intracellular signal transduction. Gene Ontology annotation, cellular component: cytoplasm. Gene Ontology annotation, molecular function: guanyl-nucleotide exchange factor activity. NCBI's taxonomy places the organism in Eukaryota, Metazoa, Echinodermata, Asteroidea, Valvatida, Asterinidae.